GGUUGGACGAGCCAAGCGUGACGGACCCGGCCGGCGGCCGACGACUGCGGUCUGCGGGUCAGCGACUCUGCUCAUCAGGGACGCCUUUAUAGUUUAUACAGCAUCUACGCAUAACGCAUGCACGGAACCUGCUUUGUGUUGCUGAAUUGUGUAGGCGUAGUUCGUUCCUCGUAAACCCAAACACCAUCACUGCACCACGCUGACAAGCUGAUUGGCGUAGCGAUGACCUCGGCCAGAGUGAUAGCUUGCGCCAUGGCUUCCGUGCUAGCGUGCUUGGCUGCCAUGCCGCCUGCAUCCGCAGCCACGGGAGACGGAGGGAUACUGCAUAUCCCUUCGGCCGCCUCACUAGCUCACUGCCCUUCCAGCUGCGGCGACGUCAACAUCUCCUACCCCUUCGGUAUAGAGGCCGGCUGCUUCCGGCAAGGCUUCGAGGUUUCCUGCAACCACACCUCUCAACCUCCAAAAUUGUUUCUGGGUAACAGCACAACUCAGAUCACUUACAUAGAUGAGGAUGAAUCGGUUGAGAGCCCUAUGUUCUGCAACAUCAUCUUGGGAUCAGGUACAAACAACUAUAGUAUAUCCUGGGAAGCCCCGGCUAAGGGUGUAACUAUCCCCCGCGAGUAUAAUACUUUCUACGUCCUUGGCUGUGAUUUCGAUGUCAACUUGUUUGAUCAUGUGGGGAACCCUAUCGGCUCCUGCAUGAGUAGGUGCCGCGGCAAGGUACUGCCAAAUCAAGGGUCUUGUAAUAAUACUGGUUGUUGUUCCAUCAGUUUACAACAGGACAUCUCAGGUUUUCAGGCAACAAUUGUUCGGGCUGAUGGUAUGGCAGCACGAUCAGAUUCUAUGCACUCUGGCAUCAUGGCUUUAAUGUCUUCACAAUAUUACGAGGGCAAUACCACUUAUCUUUUCUCAAGCUGGACAAAUACAAGCAAUAUUCCUGGUGGUUUCCUUGAGGUUGCGAUCAUAGACCAACCAAGCUGCCAAAGAGCUCAAAUGAACAACGCUAGUUAUGCUUGUGCAACCAACACCUAUUGUGCAGACGCAUCAUAUGGAGGUUACGCCUGUAACUGCAACAAUGGUUAUGGCAAAGCCAAUAAUCCUUACCUUUUGGAAGGAUGCCCGCCGCAAGGACAAGAUUACAACCCCAGACCUAAAGAACAAUGCCUGAUGUCAUGUGGAAACAUGAACAUUCCCUUCCCCUUCGGGCUCGAAGAUGGUUGCUUUGGAAAUGAAAGAUUCCGGCUUAAUUGUACAGCAGCAGGUGAGACGCUUUUUAGCAUAGAAGGUGCAUGGUAUCACGUGACUGGUGUGUCAGUAGAAGAUGGGAAUCUGACAGUUAGGAACAUGCUAAACAAUGCAAGCGCGGAAGAAGUGAUAAUAACUAAUACCGGCAACGAAGAAGCACUAGAAAUCACGGGUCCUUUGGAAAAUCAACUUGUUUUUUCUUUGGAAUAUGACAUUAUUAUAAAGUGGGCAGUGAUCAAUUCAACUUGUCAGCAAGCCAUGCAAAAUAAUACCAACUACGCAUGCCGCAGUGGAAACAGUUCGUGCUUACACGUAACGCACGGGAAAAUAUUUAUGGGGUACCGUUGUAAUUGUUCUUCCGGCUUCGAAGGAAAUCCAUACAUAAUGGAUGGCUGCAUAGACAUUGAUGAAUGCUCACUGCCAAACAACUGCAGUGGCAUAUGCCAAAACUUUCCCGGAAGCUAUACAUGCACAAGCUGCCCUCGUGAAAAAGAAUUUGAUCCGACAAAGAAACAGUGUGUUACUUCUGCAAAGAACCGCAAUCUUGUCCUUGGUAUUGCCAUUGGAAUCGGUUGUGGCAUUGGCUCUAUAAUUUUUGCAUUCAGUGUAAUUUUACUUGCCAAUAAGUGGAAGAAAGGCAUGCAAAAGAGAAUUCGAAGAGCAUACUUCAACAAAAAUCAGGGUUUACUGUUGCAACAACUAAUUUCAGAAGAAAAUGCCACAAGCAAAACAAAGAUAUUCUCCUUGGAUGAACUAGAGGAAGCCACAAACAACUUUGACCCUACUCGUAUCCUUGGCCGUGGAGGACAUGGCACAGUUUACAAAGGGAUUCUAUCUGACCAACGUGUGGUGGCCAUCAAGAAAUCUAAAAUUGUGGAGCAAAUAGAGAUAGAUCAAUUUAUCAAUGAAGUUGCUAUCUUGUCUCAAAUUAUACACCGCAAUAUCGUGAAGCUAUUUGGUUGUUGUCUUGAAUCAGAGGUGCCCUUGCUUGUAUAUGAGUUCAUAUCCAAUGGUACACUCUAUGACCUCCUUCACCUUGAUGUUAGUUCCAAGUGCUUGCUAACAUGGGAUGACCGCAUUAGGAUUGUGGUAGAAGCAUCAGGAGCACUUUCAUAUCUGCACUCUGCAGCUGCCAUACCAAUUUUUCUCAGAGAUGUGAAGUCCUCCAACAUACUGCUAGAUGAUAACUUCACCACCAAGGUUUCUGACUUCGGUGCUUCAAGAUCUCUUUCACUUGAUGAGACUCAUGUGGUUACAAUUGUCCAAGGAACAUUCGGUUACUUGGAUCCAGAGUAUUACCAUACUGGCCAACUAACUGAGAAAAGUGAUGUAUAUAGUUUUGGAGUAAUACUUGUUGAACUUUUGACAAGAAAGAAACCAAUUUUUAUCAAUGAUUUAGGUGCAAAACAAAGCCUAUCCUUUUACUUCGUUGAAGGACAUCAGGAAGGGUCUCUUUUAGGAAUACUGGAUUCACAAGUUUUGGAAGAGACAGACCAGGAAGAGAUUAAUGAAAUUGCCUCACUCACAGAAGCAUGCUUAAGGGUUAAAGGAGCAGAGCGACCAACUAUGAAAGAAGUAGAGAUGAGGUUGCAAUUCCUAAGAACAAAAAGGCUAAGAAAAAGACAUUGUUUACAUGAAAAAGAUGGAGAUAUUGAGCCUUUGUUAUGCCCAGAAGCUAAGAACCCACAUGAACAUAUGAAUAUUGUCAAUGCUGCCCAUAUAACACAUCAAGGGAUGUCAGGGUGCUACAGUCUGGAGCAAGAAUUUGCAUCUUCAUUUGAAAUGCCACACUAACUAUGUCUGUGCAAGAUAACCACCAAGCGCUUUCUUAGGCAUUGAACACAUCUAGGAUACCAUUUCAUGUAGUAAAGGAUCACAUUAUAGCUAGCUUCCUUUAAUUUACAUCAGACUACAUCACCUAGAUACAUUUUACGUGUAUGAUCGAUGUAUUGUAACCACGCGUCUUGUGCACUUAAUUGUGUAAGAUGCAUAUAAGUACAACACGAGUCACCGUAUUAGAGACCUGGCUGAAUAA
Messenger RNA from Panicum virgatum (switchgrass), 3280 nucleotides. RefSeq names its product wall-associated receptor kinase 3-like. Gene Ontology annotation, molecular function: protein serine/threonine kinase activity; polysaccharide binding; calcium ion binding. The record is from RefSeq and is a predicted model, not a curated record. Gene Ontology annotation, biological process: protein phosphorylation; cell surface receptor signaling pathway. Gene Ontology annotation, cellular component: plasma membrane. NCBI's taxonomy places the organism in Eukaryota, Viridiplantae, Streptophyta, Magnoliopsida, Poales, Poaceae. Bases 223 to 3039 code for a protein of 938 amino acids. The transcript has 4 exons.